AAAUUAAGUUGGGACUGAGUGAGUACUUAUCAUCGUAUAAGGUUAGCAUAUUCCCCGCAAUUCUAGACGUAUAUACUGGGAAUACAGGUAUCUAUUUACUUCCUCGAUUCAUAUAUAAAGGAGCUUCUACUCUUGAGUAAUGUGAAAGUUGAGUUUUCCCAAAAGAUGAGUUUGUCAAGAAUGACUUCUUUUGGGUAUUGUAUUCUUGUUGUUUUGGGUUUGAUUGUGAGUGAGUCAGUUUUAUGCAAUGGUGGAGUCACCAGUAGUUUUGUUAGAAAAGUUGAGAAAACAAUUGAUAUGCCUCUGGAUAGUGAUGUUUUCAGUGUUCCUCCUGGACAUAAUACGCCUCAACAGGUUCACAUAACACAAGGAGAUCAUGUGGGAAAGGCUGUUAUUGUUUCAUGGGUGACUAUGGAUGAACCUGGUUCAAGUACAGUAGUAUACUGGAGUGAGAAAAGCAAGCAAAAGUAUAAGGCCAGCGGAAAAGUUACUACCUACACAUAUUAUAACUAUACUUCUGGUUACAUCCACCACUGCAAUAUCAAAAAUUUGAAGUUUGAUACCAAAUACUACUAUAAGAUUGGGAUUGGACGGGUGUCACGAACCUUCUGGUUCACAACUCCUCCAGAAGUCGGCCCUGAUGUACCCUAUACUUUUGGUCUUAUAGGGGAUCUUGGUCAGAGUUUCGAUUCAAACAAGACACUCACACAUUAUGAAUUAAAUCCAAUUAAGGGGCAAGCAGUGUUGUUCGUAGGCGACCUAUCUUAUGCUGAUAACUACCCUAAUCAUGAUAAUGUAAGGUGGGACACAUGGGGAAGGUUUGUAGAGAGAAGUACUGCUUAUCAACCUUGGAUUUGGACAGCAGGAAAUCAUGAGUUAGAUUUUGCUCCUGAAAUUGGGGAAACAAAACCAUUCAAGCCCUACACUCAUCGGUAUCAUGUCCCAUUCAGAGCAUCAGACAGCACAUCUCCACUUUGGUAUUCAAUCAAGCGAGCCUCAGCGUAUAUCAUAGUUUUAUCGUCAUAUUCAGCAUAUGGCAAAUACACUCCUCAAUACAAGUGGCUUGAGGAAGAGCUACCAAAGGUUAACAGGACUGAGACUCCGUGGCUGAUUGUUCUAGUACAUUCACCAUGGUAUAACAGCUACAACUAUCACUAUAUGGAAGGGGAAACCAUGAGAGUAAUGUAUGAACCAUGGUUUGUACAGUACAAAGUGGAUAUGGUUUUUGCAGGUCAUGUUCAUGCUUAUGAACGAACGGAACGGAUUUCUAAUGUGGCCUACAACGUUGUCAAUGGAGAAUGCAGUCCUAUUAAAGAUCAGUCUGCUCCAAUUUAUGUAACAAUCGGUGAUGGAGGAAAUCUUGAAGGCCUAGCCACCAACAUGACAGAGCCACAACCAGCUUACUCUGCAUUCCGCGAGGCCAGUUUUGGACAUGCCACUCUUGCCAUCAAGAAUAGAACUCAUGCUUAUUAUAGUUGGCAUCGUAAUCAAGAUGGAUAUGCUGUGGAAGCUGAUAAAAUAUGGGUUAACAACCGAGUUUGGCAUCCAGUUGAUGAGUCCACAGCAGCCAAAUCAUGAUGAUAUACACGAAAUUUCAUCUAUCUUUUCUUUCCUUUUCCUCAGUAACAUUGUGUACUUUUUUGAUGAAUAAAUGUUUCAUUAUUUCAAGCUCUUGCUGCCUCAUAAUUUGUUAAACGUCCAUUUGGGACAUGGCAGAAGAGUCAUUGUGUGGAAAACGAAAAAAACGUCGUAAAAGAAAAUCGAAGGACAUACAUUUGUUCAUAUUACUCAUUUUUCCAAAUUAUAAUUCUAA
Messenger RNA from Solanum tuberosum (potato), 1813 nucleotides. RefSeq names its product purple acid phosphatase 2-like. The transcript is spliced from 8 exons. Gene Ontology annotation, molecular function: metal ion binding; acid phosphatase activity. Bases 166 to 1578 code for a protein of 470 amino acids. NCBI's taxonomy places the organism in Eukaryota, Viridiplantae, Streptophyta, Magnoliopsida, Solanales, Solanaceae. The record is from RefSeq and is a predicted model, not a curated record.